Messenger RNA from Hibiscus syriacus, 687 nucleotides. Its product is annotated as GPI-anchored protein LLG1-like. Bases 131 to 622 code for a protein of 163 amino acids. Lineage: Eukaryota; Viridiplantae; Streptophyta; Magnoliopsida; Malvales; Malvaceae. The transcript is spliced from 3 exons. The record is from RefSeq and is a predicted model, not a curated record.
AACUUGAACCAAGAAAAAGUAAACAGAAGCUGCUGCAAGAUUAAAGAAGCUUCAAUUUGUGUAAUACUCUGCCCCCUUAAACUAGAGAGGCAGAUCUUUUGCUAAAUCGUCUAAAGAAAAAAGGAAGUUGAUGGGGACAAAUAAAUUGUUGUCUUCCUUUGCAGUUUUCUUCUUUUUGUUGGGUUGCUCUGCUUCAACUUCAAUUUCAGAUGGUAUUUUCAGCUCUUUCACUUCUACCGGAAGGAAUCUCCUUCAGACCAAGAAAGCUUGCCCUGUUAACUUUGAGUUCCUGAACUACACAAUCAUCACAAGCCGAUGCAAAGGACCCAAGUUUCCACCUGAAAGUUGUUGUUCAGCAUUCAAGGAAUUUGCUUGUCCUUACGCAGAACAGAUCAACGACUUGACGACCGAAUGUGCUUCGACGAUGUUCACCUACAUCAAUCUUUACGGGAAAUACCCUCCGGGCCUUUUUGCUGGCGAGUGUCGUGAAGGGAAAUUAGGGCUUGCUUGCCCUGCGUUACCACCAUCAGCAUCGGAGAACGCAAGCGGUAGUGAGCAGCUGAUAAGUAAUCUACUGAUGCUGGUGAUGGCCAGAACCAUAGCCGUAGCCAUCUUGUUGUGAAAGCCUGGAAAAGAAAUCCAAAUCAUUCCAUUUGUUGAUUUAUAUAAUAUUUUCCCACUUUUUAA